AUGCCCCCAAUGCCCCCGACCUUCUCACUGUCUGUGAAGGUUGGCCGUACAGGCGACAUUAACAUAGACAACGCCAACCCUGGCAAAGAAUACAUCUUAGAGACCGGUUGCAAUGAAGAUGGGUUUUCUAUGUCGCAGAUCACUGCCUUAACCGACAUUGGAGCAAGCACGAAGACAAAAUGCAAGGAUGCUGUUAGCUUCAAGGCUGUUUCCCGCAUUGCCGACGUUGUUCAUGUUGCAAGCGGCCAUUCCCGUUUCAAACUCGACAACCGCCAUGGUAUGAUUGGAGCCCUAUGUCCACUUCCAUGCCCCUUCCCGGCAUCAAAGUUCACCUCCCACUCCACGCGGAUGAUGGUCCAGCUGAAGGGCCAAAGGGAACAUGAAGUGAUCGAGAGAGAUUUGAUCAACACCCAGCCUGAAAUUCUUCUCUUUCUACAAAGUUUGAGAGGAAUCUGCGUGAUCACAAGUACAUUCAAGUCUAUUUAUACUGCAACGCACACUGACGACGAGCUUCAUGGUGAAACUAGGGCAGUGAUGGUGCACCACAGCAUAGGAGAUACAAGAACCACAAAGUACAUCAUAGUCCGGAAAAUAGUUGACAAUGCGCCAACAGAGCCCCGACGAAAAUGUGUUGUGACCUUAGAGGUCACACUCGCUUUCCCACAGAAGGGCGAUGGCAGCCCCAGAGUCGUGCCGCAACAUAUUUUUGCCUUCCUUCCAACCAACUACUAUAGUUUCCGAAUGAGUUUAUUCGCCGAAGAGAUUUUUCUCAUCCAGGGUGACUUCAUCCUAACAGCAAGCCGUGAAAGCCUCGCCCCUACCGCAUGGAAUGAAAAACUUCAAGAGACCAUCCCUGGAGCUUUCGAGGCGGCGAUUCACAGGUCCAAUGAUACAAAAAGCGGCAUACGUUACUCUUGUCCGCAGUAUCUAGAAUAUUUAACGACUGGCAUAGCCUUUGGCAAAAACCUCGGACCGAAACUCUUCAAGCACCCUCGUUUUUGCCGGAUCCUCCGAAACUGCCACAGUCUUGAUCUCUUCUUCAUGCCCGGAUGUCUAGUACAUCUAGCCUUCGACUACGCACCAAAAGGAAGACUGCCUUUCGGCCUCGUAGACCUCGGCGUGAAAGUUAUAGACCUAAUUAUCUUCUCGUCCCAUUGA
This is a messenger RNA of Colletotrichum destructivum, 1158 nucleotides long. RefSeq lists its product as uncharacterized. The record is from RefSeq and is a predicted model, not a curated record. The transcript has 4 exons. NCBI's taxonomy places the organism in Eukaryota, Fungi, Ascomycota, Sordariomycetes, Glomerellales, Glomerellaceae. Bases 1 to 1158 code for a protein of 385 amino acids.